Hypoxylon trugodes is the source of this 1253-nucleotide messenger RNA. RefSeq lists its product as uncharacterized. The transcript is spliced from 4 exons. NCBI's taxonomy places the organism in Eukaryota, Fungi, Ascomycota, Sordariomycetes, Xylariales, Hypoxylaceae. The record is from RefSeq and is a predicted model, not a curated record. Bases 222 to 794 code for a protein of 190 amino acids.
UGCUUAUCCGCAACCUAGGAAGCUGCAAGUCCAGUCGCAUCGCGUUUCCGCCGUCUUGGUACUUUCAAUGUUCCUUCCUCGAAUUAUAAUUUGACACAACGUCAUCUCAACCGUGCUCCUACCUUAUUUCCGUCUACUCCAAACUUAACAUCUUCAAUUCCUUCUUACAGCUACGGCCGGAUUGAUUUCGAAAUUGAAGAAUAAGAGAAAAAAAACCGAAGAUGGACUUCGCACCCUACCAAUCCUCCCCACCAGAGCACAACCGUCCCUUCUCACCACCCCGAUCGACCGUCACCUCGCCGCGCGCCUCCUUCGAUAACCGACAACAGCAGCAACGAGGUGGCUUUGCUUCACCACCGCCGUUACAACAUCCGCAACCACAACGCUCUUGGCAGCCUGCGAUCCCCGGUGCUGCGUCCGCGGGUGGGUAUGCGGCGGAGGGCGGUGCGUACGUGAGCGAGUUCGAUACGAGUUUGGGCAUACGGCUGGAUUAUGAGGCGUGUCUGGCGUAUUUGGCGUUCCCGCCGCUCGGCGCGAUUAUAUUGUUGAUUUUGGAGAGGAAGAGUGAUUUCGUUAGAUUCCACGCCUGGCAAUCGAGUCUCCUAUUCACCGUCAUCUUCAUCAUACAUCUAAUCUUCUCGUGGUCGACGUUCUUGAGUUGGGUCAUCUUUAUCGCCGAUUUGGGUCUUAUGAUAUGGUUAGCUCUACGCGCAUAUCGAGAUGCAGAUACACUGGACCGAUUCGAAGUUCCUAUCUUCGGUCAAAUAGCAACUCGAAUACUGGACGACGAAUAGAGCGCGCGAAGUUUCCUGUGAUUCGAAUUGUGUGAUGAACGGCGGAUGAGGAUUUUAUUUCACUGUAUCGUAUAGAUCAAUGUUGCUGAUUAUCUAACCACCCUUACGUCCCAAGAUUUGUGACUCCUCUGCUCGAAAUGAUAUAGGCGGUUCGGCUUGCUCAUUUGAUUAGUGUGUUAGACGGCCGGGGCUACUAGGGGCAGGGACUGAUCUCCAAUAUUUUAGAAGUUCACUACUUGAAAUUGUGGAUUCAGACAAUCUAGGCUCAGUCGGUGAUAGCCCUUGGCUUGAUGUGAUCUGAGGGACUCGUCUGCAUAGGUACGCAUGGCAGAGCUAUUCGUCAUUUUAUGAUAAGUUCAAGUGUUGUUGGAGAUCAACGAUGCGUCCCACAAGCCUAUUUUUUUGGAGAAUUUCUUAUAUUUAGUGGGGUGAUGUCUAGAGUUAAGGCGGAGCCUCAUG